AAAGAUGGCGGCGCAGAUUAUAACUUCUUAGACUCUCUUUUAAACUUCAGAGCUUCAUAAUGUCUUUUAUUUAAUAUCUGUGACCCAGAUAUUUUCCGAAUGUGUUGUCUGUUUUUAUUUCAGUGUGUGUAAAGUUUAAUGCGGUGAAAUGAGCGGCUGGGCGGGUUUUUCUGACGAGGAAUUGCGGAAAAUGCAGCAGAAAGACCCUGCGGGGCCCGCAGCGGCAGCAGGCCGCGGCAGGAGGCCGGGUCCGAGUAACCGGAGUCGGCAGCAGCUGCAGCGGGAACGGGCUCUGCAGUUAGCCGCUCAGAGAACCGCGGAGUCCGGCUCUGCUCCUCUUCCCCCGGACCAGAAGCUCACCAAGCCUCCGCCCAAGGACGAACCUCAGGCCGGAGCCGCUGAAGGAGCUCCGGGUGUCAAACAGGAGGCUCCGGCAGAGGAGAAGCACCGACCGGCCGCAGUGGAGGAGACGGACUGUCCGGUGAAAGAGCUGGAAAAACAAGAGGUGGAACUUCGGGAAAAGAGUCGUCUGGAGCAGCUUCAACAGGAGCAGAAGAUCAUCGAAGAGAGGAAUAAACGCAAGAAAGCUCUGCUGGCAAAAACCAUCGCAGAGAAGUCCAAACAGACUCAGGCCGAGGCCGUGAAGCUGAAGCGGAUCCAGAAGGAGCUUCAGGCUCUCGACGACAUGGUGUCCAACGACAUCGGCAUCCUGAGAGGGAAGAUCGAGCAGGCCAGCUGGGACUACAGCACCGCCAGAAAACGCUACGAGAAGGCGGAGGCCGAGUACGUGGCGGCGAAACUGGACCUGCACAGGAGGACGGAGGUGAAGGAGCAGCUGACGGAGCAUCUGUGCGCCAUCAUCCAACAGAACGAGCUGAGGAAAGCCCACAAACUGGAGGAGCUGAUGGAGCAGCUGCAGCUCCAGGCCCACGAAGAGGAGCAGGAGGAGGAGGAGGUGAAGAGGAGGACCAAGGAGGAGGAGGUGAAGUGGAGGACCAAGGAGCAUGAGGAGAAGCAGGGGAACGGAGCGCCGGCCAAUCAGGAGGAGGCGCCGCACUCCAACACAGACGGUACCAACACAGACCAACAGACAGCGACGGCAAAACCUGAGACUGACGGCGAGGAAGACGGUGGAAAACGGAGUUCAGAGUGAAGCGGUGGUUUCCUGAUGAGCGGGAGGAGGUU
This is a messenger RNA of Sphaeramia orbicularis (orbiculate cardinalfish), 1185 nucleotides long. Its product is annotated as RAB6-interacting golgin-like. NCBI's taxonomy places the organism in Eukaryota, Metazoa, Chordata, Actinopteri, Kurtiformes, Apogonidae. Gene Ontology annotation, biological process: non-motile cilium assembly. The record is from RefSeq and is a predicted model, not a curated record. The transcript has 5 exons. Bases 149 to 1153 code for a protein of 334 amino acids.